Molecule: messenger RNA, 1501 nt
Organism: Diabrotica virgifera virgifera (western corn rootworm)
Lineage: Eukaryota; Metazoa; Arthropoda; Insecta; Coleoptera; Chrysomelidae
Product: facilitated trehalose transporter Tret1
Exons: 2
Coding region: 67-1443 (458 amino acids)
Biological process (GO): transmembrane transport
Cellular component (GO): membrane
Molecular function (GO): transmembrane transporter activity
Source: RefSeq, a predicted model, not a curated record
AAUUACCUUAUCAUAGAGAAUCUAAAAACAGUGCUUAUACGAAAUAACAAAACCUAAAAUUUGAUAAUGGCUAACAAGCAAGAAAAAUCUAAAGAAAAAGAAUGGUUUCAAAUAUUAGUUAUUUUAAUCGCUGCUUCUCACGGAUUUACAAGCGGAGCACUAACAGGAUGGACGUCCCCAUUCAUGGUAAAAAUAGUUGAGGACACAGAAAACUACAACGUGAGAGAAGACCAAGCUGCACUAUUCGCUAUAUUAAACGUUGUUGGCCUUAUAAUCCUCACACCAUUUUUCCCGCCAUUUAUCGACAUAAUUGGAAGAAAAAAGGCAAUUGUUUUAUCAUCUGUACCAUUUAUAAUAUCUUGGUUAACAAAAGCCUUAUUCACUAAUCUAUGGGCACUGUAUAUUGCUAGACUAUUGGUUGGAUUGGGGGAUGCUUUGAUCAUGUGUGCUUAUCCAAUGUAUUUUGGAGAAGUUGCUACACCAAAAGUAAGAGGAAUUUGGGGAAAUGCGUUUUUUAUAUUAGUAAUAUUUGGAACUUUUGUUAUUAACGUUGUUGGCAUAUACUGUAGUGUUAAGUUGACUUCUUACAUAUUUCUAGCCUUCGAAGUAUUAUUUUUAAUCCUCUCUCUGUUUAUUCCUGAAUCACCUUAUUUCUUCAUAGCAAAAGAUCAACUUUCUUCAGCUAAAUUAUCGUUAAUGAAGUUACGACAGAACAAUGAUGUUGAUGUUGAAUUCAAACUCAUGCAGGAUGAUUUGAACAGACAACUUUCAGAGUCUGGAACAUGGAAAGACUUAUUCGUUAUUGACGUGAACAGAAAGGCUCUAAUGAUAGCGACGUUUUUGCGAUUUGCUCAAAUAGUUUCGGGCCUCUGGGUCUUUGGAAGCUACACCCAGUUUGUGUUUCAGAAAGUUGUUAGCGACAUUAGUGCUGAAACUUCAACAAUAAUUUACACUGGACUAAAUUUCGUCAUAUAUUCUGCUGCCAUUUACAGUUCAGAUAAAUUUGGUAGACGAAAGUCUUUAUUAACAUCUCUAGCUGGUACUGGCAUUGUGUUUUUGUUAGUAGGUGUAUACUUUCUCAUUGAAAAAUUCCUUCCAGGAGUAAACCUACAGCCUGUUAACUGGUUUCCUUUAGCAGGUCUUAUUAUAUUUUUAUUGGUUUCAUCCUUUGGAGUUGGUCCUAUUCCUGCCUUAAUGCAGGGAGAAUUGUUUUCAGCUAGCAUCAAAUCCAAAGGUAUUUCAAUGGUGGUGGUAGCUUACGGUAUAAUAAAGAUUUGCACCAAUAGUGCAUUUUAUUAUCUUUACGUAUAUACUGGAUUAUCUGGACCAUUUCUGUUUUUUGCUGUUUCUAAUUUUAUUUCUUUAAUAAUUACCUAUUUCAUUGUACCAGAAACAAAAGGGAAGACAUUGGAAGAAAUACAACAGCAUUUAAAAAACAUGUAGUAUUAUAGAAUUUUUAUACUGUAAUGAGUUUUGUAAUAUAGUAUGUAAUUUUAUUAAA